Molecule: messenger RNA, 2045 nt
Organism: Magnolia sinica
Lineage: Eukaryota; Viridiplantae; Streptophyta; Magnoliopsida; Magnoliales; Magnoliaceae
Product: laccase-7-like
Exons: 6
Coding region: 784-1905 (373 amino acids)
Molecular function (GO): oxidoreductase activity; copper ion binding
Source: RefSeq, a predicted model, not a curated record
CUGCAUUAAAAAGUGUAUACAUAGAGAUAUUGUGUAUAGUCUUUGCUUGAUUCUCAAAAAUCUCAAAUCAAUAAAAAAGGAGAGUUCCCAUUUUCUCUUCCAUCCCUUCCUCCACAUCGCCUGCAAUCCAACAUGGCAUGUGCCAUGUGGUUUCUAGCAUGCACUUUCGUUGUGCUUGCCUCUGCAGCUUCUGCCAAUGUUGUCGAGCACACAUUUCGGGUGGGCAAUCUAACGGUGAAACCACUAUGUGAAGAGUGGACCGUCGUUGCUGUGAAUGGGCAAUUACCUGGGCCGACGAUCCGUGUUCAUGAGGGCGACACACUUGUGGUCCACGUUAUCAAUGAGUCACCCUACAACCUCACCAUACAUUGGCAUGGGAUAUUUCAAAAGCUAAGUGCUUGGGCUGAUGGGCCAGCCUACGUGACGCAGUGUCCAAUCCUUCCUGGGGACAGUUACACUUACCGAUUCAACAUCACUGAGCAGGAAGGGACCCUCUGGUGGCACGCCCACGUAUCAUGGCUCCGUGCAACCGUCUAUGGCCCCCUGAUCAUUCAUCCAAGGGCCGGUCGAUCCUAUCCCUUCAUCAAACCCCAUAAGGAAUUCCCCAUUAUCUUAGGUGAGUGGUGGAAUGCGAACGUGGUGGAUGUAGAAGACGAGGCUACUCUCACUGGAGGUGCACCCAAUAUCUCUGACGCCUAAACAAUCAACGGAAGACCCGGCGAUCUCUACCCAUGCACCAACAACAAUACGUACAAGAUCAAGGUGGCCCAAGGUAAGACCUAUAUGCUACGAAUCAUCAACGCUGCACUCAAUAACCAGCUCUUCUUCAAGAUCGCUGGCCACAAUCUGACGGUCGUUGGAAUCGACGCCACCUACACCGAGCCAUACAUCACCGACGUUGUUGUCGUGGCCCCUGGCCAGACCACCGAUGUCCUGCUCGUUGCAAAUGGCCCACCUCGGUCCUACUACAUAGCGGCCAGCCCUUACGCCAGCGCCGAGGGCGUACCGUUCGAUAACACGACCACCACUGCCAUCCUCCAGUACAAGGGCGCCACGUCAGCAGCAUCGCCCCUGAUGCCUGUCCUACCGGCAUUCAACGACACCCCAACGGCCCACCGUUUCUACAGCAACCUCACCGCCCUCUGCGGUUGGGGCCCCAAGGUGCCUCCCAACGUGGAUGUGAACAUGUUUAUAACCGUUGGAUUAGGGCUCGAGCCUUGCGGGGAGAAUGCCACGUGUGCAGGUCCAUCAGGGAUGCGGCUCGCAGCGAGCAUGAACAACGCGUCGUUCCGGCUGCCCAUUGCGCUAUCCAUGCUGCAGGCGCACUUUAGCGGCGUACGGGGAAUAUACACGGACGACUUUCCAGACACGCCCCCGCUCGUGUUCGACUACACGAACUCUAACGUGAGCCAGUCGCUAUGGACGACCCUUGAGUCGACACGUGUCAAGAGGCUGGCGUACAAUUCGACGGUGGAGAUGGUGUUUCAGAACACAGCGAUACUCGGGGUGGAGAGCCACCCGAUCCAUCUGCAUGGAUACGAUUUCUUCGUGCUCGCGCAGGGGUUUGGAAAUUACGAUAAUGCCACGCACAGGAGCAUGUUCAAUUUGGUAAACCCGCAGCUGCGGAACACCAUAGCGGUUCCCGUCGGGGGAUGGGCUGUCGUCAGAUUCAUUGCUAACAAUCCCGGUGUAUGGCUGAUGCAUUGCCACCUGGAUGUCCACCUGCUAUGGGGCUUAGCGACGGCUUUUGUGGUAGAUAAUGGGCCCACUUCUUCAUCGACGCUACCUCCACCACCGCUCGAUCUCCCUCGUUGCUGGAGCAGAACCAUUCAUUCACUACACGCAGGCAUGGAUCCACGUGUGUACGACACCCGCCUGGCGUAUCAGGUGGGGCCCACCGUGUAGAUGCUUUAAACAUAAAUGCUGGCCGGUCUACUUUCGGGCAGGCAGCACGUAUCAGAAAUCAACGGGCAGCGUGAAAAUCAACUGCCAGGAUUAUAUAACGCGUCCAUUCUUGUCUCGCAAGAUCUACACUAGGGGUUUUA